Molecule: messenger RNA, 1924 nt
Organism: Epinephelus fuscoguttatus (brown-marbled grouper)
Lineage: Eukaryota; Metazoa; Chordata; Actinopteri; Perciformes; Serranidae
Product: nocturnin-like
Exons: 6
Coding region: 410-1552 (380 amino acids)
Biological process (GO): circadian rhythm
Molecular function (GO): poly(A)-specific ribonuclease activity
Source: RefSeq, a predicted model, not a curated record
GCUGCUGCCACUACAGACAGGCGUUAGUCAUCAUACCGGGUGAGCCGAACUUGUGUUUCCACCUCAUACACACGUCCUUGGAAGCCGAGGUUGUUUCAGAUGUCUGCUCGUGUGUUGGUACAUAUUUCAGAUGUUAUGAGGUUUGACCCCUGCUUCCUGUUUGGCUCCCACCAGCAGAUGGCAGAGGGGACCGGUUUCUCUCCACUGUGACCUUGCCUUGCAGCUAAAGGGUCAAACAACCACCCACUUCCCACUGAACAAAAACAAGCAUACGCAUGCACAGGGGUACAUUCCCACCGUCUGCGACACAUAUUAGGACCACAUAAGAACAGUGGAAAAACAAGGCAGCAGCUGCACAAGUGGAGCUGAAGGGAAAUCAACAUCUAAUUCCACUAAAGAAGUGUGUCCGAUGGGUGGUGGGGCCACCAGGCUGUACGGCACCCUGACUCAGACCCUCAGCAGCAACUCUCCUCUCCCCCUCCCUCCAUCUCACCAGCUUGCAGUCACAAACCUGGAUCCAGCUUUCUGUCAGGAGCAGAAGGUGUCCCCCGUAUGUGCCCCUGAUCCAGUGGGGCUGCUUCGACAGUGUGAGGAGGCCCUCAGGGACCGACAGCCUCGCUUCCACAGAAAGUUCACUCACAUCAGUGAUGGAGACAGCGCCCCAAGCAGCCCCAUCAGGGUGAUGCAGUGGAACAUCCUGGCCCAAGCUCUCGGUGAAGGACUUGACAAUUUUGUCCAGUGUCCCCCAGAGGCCCUCAGCUGGUCCCGCAGGAAAUACCUUAUCUUAGAGGAGAUCCUCACCUACCAACCUCAUAUCCUGUGUCUGCAGGAAGUUGACCACUACUAUGACACCCUCCAGCCAGUUCUGGCAGGCCUGGGUUACAGUAGCAACUUUUGCCCUAAACCUUGGUCACCGUGCCUGGAUGUGGAGGGUAACAACGGCCCUGAUGGCUGCGCUCUGUUCUUCGAUCAGUCACGGUUCGAGCUCCAGGAUAGUGUGAACAUACGGCUCUCUGCAAUGAGGAUUCCAACCAAUCAGGUUGCCGUCGUGAUGAUGCUGCGUUGUCGGAGCACACAGAGAUGCGUGUGUGUGGCAGUGACACACCUGAAGGCUCGUUCUGGGUGGGAGUGGCUCCGCAAUGCCCAGGGCUCCGACCUCCUGCGACACCUCCAGAAUCUGGUCCAGAAACACUCCAGUGAUCCUGGGGCUGCCCCCAGCUCUGACAUUCCUUUGCUAAUAUGUGGAGAUUUCAACGCAAUCCCAACUGAGGAGGUGUACCGACGUUUCAGCGCAUCACCUCUGGGUUUGGACUCAGCCUAUAAGAAACUCAGUCCGGACGGUUUGACUGAACCACAAUACACAACAUGGAAGAUUCGGCCAACAGGAGAAUGUUGUGCCACUCUGGACUACAUCUGGUACAGUCAGGACACACUUAGAGUGGACGCAGUUUUGGACAUGCCCACUGAGGAACAGAUUGGGCCAAACAGGCUUCCAUCCUUUGGCUAUCCAUCUGAUCAUCUCUCUCUGGUUUGUGACUUCAGCUUUAAGUAGGAGAAGUGAGAGGGAAAUAAUGAUCCAGCGCAGAGGAACAGGCUGAGCUAAGAAGAGAUGGAGUCGACAUCGGCUCCUGGUUGGUUUCACUCAAGGAGAAGGCCUGCAGAUGAGAUGCCAAGAGAUGGAAGCUAGCUUCUGACUGGAUGGAAAAGUCAGAUAACUUAUGAUGAAGGUGCAGAGCAACAGCAUCGUCUACCUCCCCAAAGUCUAAUAUUAUGCGUGUGUUUCCUGCACAAUGUUACUGAUCUGUACCUUCAUCUGUACUCAAACACAAACCGUACAGUCAAACUAAUGAAUUGAUUGGAAACUUUUUUGUCUAAAUAUAUACAUAUAUAUAAAUAUAUGCAAGAAUAAAGUGUUUUUGCUGUA